AUGGAGCGCAGCACUAUCCAAGCAAAGGCAAAGCCCCUCCCCAAAGGAGUUUACACCCCCGUGGUCACACUUUACAAAGCAGACGAUCCAACCCAGCAAGUAGACCAUGAAGCAAUGCACACCCAAUGUCAAGCCUUGAUCAAGGCAGGCAUGCACGGUCUCGUCUAUCUCAGCACGAAUGGCGAGCUAGUUCUCCUCUCGCGUGAAGAGCGCAAAGCCAUCAUCAAGACAGCCGUGCAGACAGCUUCUGCAGCGAGUGGACCUGACUACCCCAUUGUGGCAGGCAUCUCGGCACAAUCCACGCAGGAGACGAUCCAGAACGCCAAAGAUGCAGCGGAUGCUGGAGCUGGCUUUGGGUUGCUUCUGCCGCCGAAUUACUGGCCCAAGGCACUGCCCAGCCAAGCUAUAGUGUCUUACUUUAAAGAGGUUGCGGCGGCUUCACCGAUACCUAUUAUUCCUAGCAACAUGAUUCUCAACAAGUUCGCGAAGCCUUCUCAGUACAUGGCCACCAUCAUGUUCAUCUGGGGUAUUGUCGUGGUUUGCACCGGUCUAAUCCACAACUUUGGCCAACUCUGCAUCAUCCGUAUCCUCCUCGGUCUUUUUGAGGCUGGCUUUUUCCCCGGCGCUAUCCUCAUCAUUUCGAAAUGGUACCUCCCCCACGAAACGCAAACCCGAGUCGCGAUUCUAUAUACAUCCGCAGCCACCGGAGGUGCUUUCUCCGGCCUCUUUGCCUAUGCCAUCGCCAAAAUGGACGGCAUCGGUGGUCAGGGCGGUUGGCGAUGGAUCUUCUUCAUUGAGGGAAUCUUCACAAUUGUCAUGUCGUUCGUCACAUGGUUCUUGCUCAUCGACUCGCCUACUCUCUCAUACUGGCUUACCGAUGAAGAGAAGCGAUAUCUCGUUCUGCGCCAAGCUUCUCGAAGAGUCACUAACUCGGGCGAAUACCGCGAGAAGACGUUCGACAAGGGAGCUUUGUUCGAGGUUCUCAAGGACUGGAAGGCAUAUCUUCUCGUUAUCAUGUCCUGGUCCAACGCUGCGCCCAACUACGGUCUCAAAUUCUCCAUGCCCUCUAUUGUUAAGGGAAUGGGCUACACAUCCAGCAACGCCCAACUCAUGACUAUUCCACCUUAUCUCUGCGGAGCUAUCUCAUCGUACCUCCUCGCUCGAUUCGCUGAUAAGCACAAGUGGAGAAUGCCCUUUAUUAUUGGUCCUCAGCUCUGCAUCGUCAUAGCUUUCUCUAUUCUUAUGACCAAAGCCGAGUUUAUUGUUCAGAACCUUGGAGUGUGCUACUUUGCAGUCUGUCUCGCUUGUGCUGGCAUGUAUCCCAUCUUGCCUGGUACCAGCGCCUGGAACAUUGACAACAACCUCAAUCCCACCAAGCGAGCCAUCAGCAUUGGCUUUGUCACCUGUGCAGGUACAAUAGGUGGUAUCUAUGGUAGCUACAUCUAUAUCGACAAGGAGAAGCCCAAGUACACGACUGGAUAUGGUGCAUCGCUCGGAUUCGCCGUCGCAGGAAUCUUGGCUGCUGUUACCCUUGAGACUGCUUUGGUCAUGAUUAACAAGAAGAGGUCCAAGAUCAGCGAGGCUGAGGUUCGGAGCAAGUACACAGAGGAGGAGCUUGAGAUUAUGGGUGAGAAGAGCCCCCUAUACCAGUACAAGCUGUAG
This is a messenger RNA of Fusarium subglutinans, 1662 nucleotides long. Its product is annotated as tartrate transporter. Gene Ontology annotation, biological process: transmembrane transport. Lineage: Eukaryota; Fungi; Ascomycota; Sordariomycetes; Hypocreales; Nectriaceae. The record is from RefSeq and is a predicted model, not a curated record. Gene Ontology annotation, molecular function: transmembrane transporter activity; lyase activity. The transcript has 3 exons. Gene Ontology annotation, cellular component: membrane. Bases 1 to 1662 code for a protein of 553 amino acids.